Fusarium vanettenii 77-13-4 is the source of this 2436-nucleotide messenger RNA. RefSeq lists its product as uncharacterized. The coding region runs from base 1 to 2436 and encodes 811 amino acids. The transcript has 4 exons. Lineage: Eukaryota; Fungi; Ascomycota; Sordariomycetes; Hypocreales; Nectriaceae. The record is from RefSeq and is a predicted model, not a curated record.
AUGGGGCGCAUCACCGGUUCUGAUGAUGCCCAGCGCCAAUUCAACGGCAAGUUCCUCGAAGAACUCCGCACCAACAGCUCGAAGCGAAUGGCAUGGACAGCCCAAGACCGAGUUGCCAUGCUCAAGUGGCUCGCCAACGGACGACACAGCAAGGAUACCCUCCGCGAGGACGAAAAGUCGUUGAGCAACCUGGCCGUUUCCAUCGGGAUUGAGCCGGCCAAGCUUCACAAGAAACAUCGUAUCGUCCUCAAGCGCAAGAUGCUCAGCAGCAUGGAGUAUACUCUCCAGACCCUCAAGAAUGAGGGCAAGGUAUCCGAAUGCUGGGAUCCGUCAACUCGCAAGAAGCGGCUCAGGUGGCCCGAGGCCCUGGUCAGUGAGAUCUUGGGCGAAACCUCCACACUAUCGAGUGCUCUCGAGAGAAUUCUGAGGGAGUCUACUCCUGAGGAAGAGGUCGCCCCAUCAGGACACAACCGCGAGGAGACGACGGCAGCCAAUCCAAAGACCCCGACACAACCGAUCGCCGGAACGACUGAGCCCAUCGUCAUCGACGACGACGACGACGACGACGACGAUGACUUUCUGGACUCAGAGGGAGACAUUGAAAUGGGUGGUAUUACCACUUCAUUGGCCAAGACGGUUCUGUCGAACGAGGUGCGGGACGGAAAGGCGAGAGCCGAUUUUGAUGCUGGCGAGAUGAAGGAAGCUCUUCGUCGCAGCAUGCAGGACGAGAUCACCCGACUCCAGCAGCUGAUCCAGGACCAGAGUCACCAGCGGCAGAAUUUGCACAAUGUCCAGUUUCCCCGGCCUCCUUCACAUCAGCCCCAAGCCCAUGCCCCCAGCAAGAAAGAGGACGAAAGACGCCAGGCAGCAGAGCAACUGGCUUCGAUCGAGCAGCUGGCCAGUCGCGAGCGAGAUCAAAUACAGCUAAAGAUGAAGCAAGAACAAGAGCGGCGGGAGGCGGAGCUGCGGGCGAGAGAGGAGGCGAUCAAGCAGCACCAGCAAGACCUCGAGGCCCAGCGUGCGACAGCCAAACUCGAGGAGGCAGAACUGGCCAAGGCGGAAGCGGAGGCCGAGAUGAUGAGACAGAUGCGGGAAGAUGCCUGGGAACAGGAGUUGGAGGAGAAGACACAGGAGAUGGAACAAGAGAAACGGCGACAUCUCAUCCAGCAGUUCCUGCAGCGACAGCAGGAUCAGCAUCAGCCCUCAGAUGACACCCAGAACCCAGAGGGUCAGCAGAACACUUCACCCCCUCCACCAUCUCCCCCUCCUGCCCAUCCUCAACGAGAGAUGAGACCAUUUCCCGAGUACACGGCUCCUAGUAGUCGUCGUAGAAUUCCCAGCAGUCUGAAAGGGUCGAUCUUUGCAGACAACAACAACAACAACAAGAGCCCGGACCUGGAGGCUGACCGAAAGCGUCUCGAGGCUCUGCUGGCAUCCCCAUCAGUCAUGCCAGCGGCCCCAAGAGGUGAGGAGCAACGACACGAGAGAAUGGCGGCAGCCCAAGUCCACCCGGACUCCACCAACGUCUUUCACAGCUUCUGGGGGAACGUGCCGAAUCCUGCCCCCUCUCCCAAUGUCCUGGUGAGCUCAGUCAAAGGGGCCACAAAUACUUUUUCUGUGCCCGACGCUGACUCGGAGUGGGAGUCCCACACUGGUUCAGACCCAGGCGAGAGCAACGCUGGGAGUCUGGACGAGUACGUCACUCCGCGCGCAACUCCUCGUCCUUCGACAGUCGGUUUGUUUCCGUUCGGUGUACCCCCCAUGGGCCCUCUCCGGUCGGCACGAGAAGCUGAUGUACAGAACGCCCAAGGCAAAGGCAAGGAGGUGGAACCGGCAUCGCAUUCACUCCCAGUCCCUCCACCUGCCAUAUCAUUGUUGGGGAAAAGCAGCGACGACGUUCAGCGAGACGAUGACGAGUUCGGUCGGUCCGGGGAUGCGAGUCUGGAUCAAAUUAGCAUUGUGUCGUCCCCCGGACCCCCAUCCCCGACGGUACCUACAACACUGCCAUUCCAGUUCAAGCCCGGCUCCUUUGCGAUGGACCGGUUCGCCACUUCCGACAAUGUGCCAGGUCCAAGCACUCACGGGGAAUGGCCUGCCAGACUGGGUUCUGAGUCUGCAAAAGAAACCCAUUUCGUUCCACCUCAGCAUAGUGCCUGGGAUGGGUUUUGGCAGAGUCACGGGCCUAUCUUUCGGCAACCAUCGACAAUCGAGGACGAGGACGAGAGGGGAGACGAAGACGAGACAGAUGAGACCAGCAGCCAUGACUCGGAGCCGCUCCCCGAGACAAAGUACUUGAUGAAUGCCAACAGCACUCUCGGCAUGCUUCAGCAGCCCAUGACGGCCCAAGAUCUGGAAGCGCGUCAGGCAAUCAUGCAUCGCCUCAUCGAUAUGGCCGCUGACAACAGGAUCUGGGGUGGCCAGCAAAUGACCCCCUGA